AUGGGUCCGUUCCCUUCCUCUUAUGGGAACAAGUAUAUUCUGGUUGCUGUGGACUAUGUCUCCAAAUGGGUGGAGGCUCUUGCUUCUCAUGCUCGUGUGGUUAGUAGAUUCUUCAAGAAAACUAUCUUUCCUCGUUUUGGCAUUCCACGGGUUUUGAUUAGUGAUGGAGGUAAGCAUUUUCUGGAAAAUAAAUUUGAAGCUAUGCUUAAGAAGUAUGGUGUGCAUCACAGAGUGAGACUUUUAUAUCAUCCACAAACUAGUGGCCAAGUAGUGGAGGUUUCCAACCGUGAGAUCAAAAUUAUCUUGGAAAAGACGGUUGCGAGAACACGAAAAGAUUGGGCUGCUAAAGUUGAUGAUGCAUUAUGGGCUUACAAGACAGCAUUCAAGACCCCUAUAGGGACCACCCCCUAUCGUCUUGCUAUUAAGAGCCUCAAUUUCGACUCUCAAACGGUGGGUGAGAAGAGACUCCUUCAACUUACUGAGCUUGAUGAGCUUCGUCUUGAUGCUUAUGAGAGCUCUAGAUUGUACAAGGAGAAAGCUAAGAGAUGGCAUGACAAAGGCAUUGUGGGACGAGAGUUCAAGGAAGGAGAUUUGGUUCUUCUUUUUAAUUCUCGUCUGAAGCUAUUCCCUGGUAAACUUCGUUCGCGGAGGUGGGAACCCAACACAUCUAGGACUGAGGAACUCAGUGCUCUUGGCACUUAUUUAUGGCCCACCACCAUGACCACGGAGUUCGAUCUUGCGUAUGCCUUUAUGCAUCAUUUGCAUAAGAUUUCCACGACUUACCCCACCUUCGAGGAGGACGGCAGUGUCCGUUCCUCUGUACCUAUUGUUUUUGGGGGAUUAGUCACCCAUAUAGCAUGUCAUUUUGGCUAUGUUGAGAAUCGGGCCAAUGUUGUUCCUGAGGCUACUUACCUCGACGUUGACCACUUCCUCUGCGCUCGGUACAUUGUCCCUACCGGUAGGCAUUAUAGGUGA
Beta vulgaris subsp. vulgaris (sugar beet) is the source of this 975-nucleotide messenger RNA. RefSeq lists its product as uncharacterized. Gene Ontology annotation, molecular function: nucleic acid binding. The coding region runs from base 1 to 975 and encodes 324 amino acids. Gene Ontology annotation, biological process: DNA integration. NCBI's taxonomy places the organism in Eukaryota, Viridiplantae, Streptophyta, Magnoliopsida, Caryophyllales, Amaranthaceae. The record is from RefSeq and is a predicted model, not a curated record. The transcript is spliced from 3 exons.